CUCACACAGCCAAUCACGGUUAGAGCAGACGGUGACGUAGAAAUGUCAUGUUACUGUGAUCUCUUGUGUUUCUAAAUCGUGUAGUCACUGUGAGGAGCUAAGAGUCUCACACUCAGAGUUCACAAGUUUUAGCGGUUAGGAUCACACAACACCUUCAAAAUGUCUAUUAUGUCCUAUAACGGAGGGGCCGUCAUGGCCAUGCGGGGGAAGAAUUGUGUGGCCAUCGCAGCGGACCGGCGGUUCGGCAUUCAGGCUCAGAUGGUCACCACAGACUUCCAGAAGAUCUUCCCCAUGGGAGACAGACUGUACAUCGGACUGGCUGGUCUGGCCUCUGAUGUUCAGACAGUAUCCCAGAGGCUGAAAUUCAGAUUGAACCUGUAUGAGCUGAAAGAAGGUCGCCAGAUCAAACCUAAAACCUUCAUGAGCAUGGUGUCCAACCUGUUGUACGAAAGGAGGUUCGGUCCAUACUACAUUGAGCCGGUGAUCGCUGGACUUGAUCCCAAAACCUUUGAACCUUUCAUCUGCUCCUUGGAUUUGAUUGGCUGCCCCAUGGAGACGGAGGACUUUGUUGUGAGCGGCACCUGCUCGGAGCAGAUGUACGGCAUGUGUGAAUCUUUGUGGGAGCCGGACAUGGAACCAGAGGACCUGUUUGAGACCAUCUCCCAGGCGAUGCUGAAUGCAGUUGAUAGAGAUGCAGUCUCUGGUAUGGGAGUCGUCGUACAUGUCAUCGAGAAAGACAAGAUCACCACACGAACCCUGAAGGCCAGGAUGGACUAGAGCUUCAGUUUCCCCCCACACGUCACUAUCACACAUGUUUUGUAUAAAAUAAUAAACGAUGCCUGUACUCUGUCUUGUUUUCUUAUUGGUAAAGUUCAAUAAAUGAACAUAGGGUUUAAACAUUGAA
Molecule: messenger RNA, 904 nt
Organism: Mugil cephalus (flathead mullet)
Lineage: Eukaryota; Metazoa; Chordata; Actinopteri; Mugiliformes; Mugilidae
Gene: psmb3
Product: proteasome 20S subunit beta 3
Exons: 6
Coding region: 160-777 (205 amino acids)
Biological process (GO): proteasome-mediated ubiquitin-dependent protein catabolic process
Cellular component (GO): proteasome core complex, beta-subunit complex; proteasome core complex
Source: RefSeq, a predicted model, not a curated record